Molecule: messenger RNA, 594 nt
Organism: Babjeviella inositovora NRRL Y-12698
Lineage: Eukaryota; Fungi; Ascomycota; Pichiomycetes; Serinales
Product: sulfiredoxin
Exons: 1
Coding region: 64-438 (124 amino acids)
Biological process (GO): cellular response to oxidative stress
Cellular component (GO): cytoplasm
Molecular function (GO): sulfiredoxin activity
Source: RefSeq, a predicted model, not a curated record
CGUUCUUUACAAGCUAAUAUUAAAUUACAAUCCUAUUCCAAUUCAUUUUUACAUAGACAAAGCAUGACCUCAAUUCACUCUGGUUCGAUCAACCGCGUUAGAGACAUCCCAUUAGCUCAAAUUCGCCGUCCGAUUCCACCAGUCCUCAACCACGAGAAGAUUGAUGCAAUGGUGUCCACGCUAAAGGGUACCCCGAUGGCCUCUAAUAACUGCUCGCUUUCAGAGAUCACCUCCGGUGAAUUGACUCCUAUUGACGUUAUGCAUGUCCGAGACCAAGGGAAAGACUACUAUUUCGCCUUCGGUGGGUGUCAUCGAUUCCAAGCAUACGACAAAGCUGGCGUCAAGGUGGUACGAUGCAAAGUGCUUCCAGCAACCAAGAAGUCACUCAAACUCUAUUUGGGGAAUAGUAUUGACUCAUUCUUCGAGAAGAACGAGUGAGGUGAGCAAACUCUGAGUGAGGUGAACAAACUCUGAAUGAGCUACUUGGCACCACUGUUCGAUUACAAUGGCGGAUUCAUCAAAGCCCUUAUUGAUGAAUUUGGUUACACCACAGGUAAGGUAUGGGUAGAUCCUGGGUUAGACAGUUUGCGUAAU